GUUCCAUACCAGUUUGCUUGUGGAUGCCGACGGAUUGUGUGGGCAGCGGCUCGCGAAGCAGCUUUGGCCUCUUCUAGUGUCGCAGCUUCGCAUUGGCAGAGCAUCUGUCAUGACAUCCCACAGGAAUGGUCAAUGACGAAGGAGGCUGCGGUGCGGUGUAUGCACGCGACAGAAGAGAGAUGGCCAGAUUGGGCAGAGAUGGUGGAGGAGCUGUCUUCGUCCGCCGUGGAGGUGGCACUUUCAGGACAGUUUGAGAAGAAGGCAGCACCAAAUGAUGCUGCCCUCCUUCGCAUGGCAAUCCAGUUGGGCUUCUAUUGGUGGCACGUCUCGCACGCGGAUGCUUCACUAGCCGAGCGUGGCCUGUCGCAUGCCGUGCAAUCGUUCCAUGUGGCUCACUGGUGCCACGCUGCAUGGCGCGGAGUCAAUCUGGGAGGUUGGAUGCUGUUAGAGCCUGGACCUGCGUCGCCUUUUUUCAAUCUUUGCCAUGCCAAGAUCCUGGAGCUCGGUGGUGGUCCUGCGCAGGAGAGCCUGGAGACAUCCUUUGCAGGGGACCCUCCCAGGGAGAAUCCUCCCGGUCUGUGCGAUGAGUUCUCCGUCUGCGCUGCUCUACAAGCGGCUGGUGGAGAGUGCUUGCGGAGUGAACUCUUCCGGUGGCACCGAUCGCAACACUACACAGAACAGACUUUCGCCGACAUUGCGAAGACGGGCUUGAAUGCAGUACGAGUUCCUUUCGGCUACUGGGUGGUGCAAGGGCCAGGUUCUGGAGAGCCAUACGAGGGCCCCUGCCUAGAGGUACUGGAUGGUUGUGUCCAGAUGGCUGAAGCGCACGGUCUACAAGUUCUACUUGAUCUACAUGGCAACCCAGGGGGGGAGAGCGGCAGCAGACCAUGUGGACGAGAAUACGCUGCAUGGAAGUGGGAAGAUUGGCGACACGACGAGGCCGUAGAGGUUCUGCGCGUUCUGGCAGCACGAUACUGUGACAAGUCCUGCGUGACCGGAGUACAGGUUUGCAAUGAACCUUCCGAGAACAUUCCAGCCGACAGGCUCUGCGAUUUCUACGAGCAAGCCAUCGAGGCCAUUCGAUCCAGCGGCAUGGGGCCGGACAAAGUCGCAGUAGUGCCACCUGGCCUUGCAAGCUCUUGCGAAGGGAAUCCUCCGAUAAAAUUGGAACGAUACAGAGAAGAUUAG
Molecule: messenger RNA, 1188 nt
Organism: Symbiodinium necroappetens
Lineage: Eukaryota; Dinophyceae; Suessiales; Symbiodiniaceae
Source: the annotation of a GenBank genome assembly